This is a messenger RNA of Chionomys nivalis (European snow vole), 3155 nucleotides long. RefSeq names its product solute carrier family 12 member 3 (gene Slc12a3). Gene Ontology annotation, molecular function: sodium:potassium:chloride symporter activity. Bases 1 to 3111 code for a protein of 1036 amino acids. Gene Ontology annotation, cellular component: membrane. The transcript has 26 exons. NCBI's taxonomy places the organism in Eukaryota, Metazoa, Chordata, Mammalia, Rodentia, Cricetidae. The record is from RefSeq and is a predicted model, not a curated record. Gene Ontology annotation, biological process: potassium ion import across plasma membrane; chloride transmembrane transport; sodium ion homeostasis.
AUGGCGGAGCUACCUGCCACAGAGAUGCCAGGAGAUGCUCUGUGUAGCGGGCGCUUCACCAUCAGCACCCUGCUGGGGGGCGACGAGCCCCCACCGGCCGCCGGUGACAGCAGCCACCCCAGCCACCUGACACACGGCAGCACCUUGUACAUGCGCACCUUCGGUUACAACACUAUCGACGUGGUGCCUGCCUAUGAACACUACGCUAACAGUGCUCUGCCGGGCGAGCCCCGGAAGGUGCGGCCCACCCUGGCUGACCUGCAUUCGUUCCUCAAGCAGGAGGGCAGCCACCUGCAUGCUCUGGCCUUUGAUGGACGGCCAGGCCGGGAGCUGACUGAUGGACUUGUGGAGGAUGAAGCCGGCACCAACAAUGAGAAAAGCUCUGGGGAGCCUGUGCGCUUCGGCUGGGUCAAGGGGGUGAUGAUCCGAUGCAUGCUCAACAUCUGGGGUGUGAUCCUCUACCUGCGGCUCCCCUGGAUCACGGCGCAGGCGGGCAUUGUGCUCACCUGGCUCAUCAUCCUGCUGUCGGUCAUGGUGACAUCCAUCACAGGCCUUUCCAUCUCGGCCAUCUCCACGAAUGGCAAGGUCAAGUCAGGUGGCACCUACUUCCUUAUCUCCCGGAGUCUGGGCCCAGAGCUGGGGGGCUCCAUUGGCCUCAUCUUCGCCUUUGCCAAUGCUGUGGGUACGGCCAUGCACACUGUGGGCUUUGCGGAGACCGUCCGGGAUCUGCUUCAGGAGUAUGGCACACCCAUUGUAGACCCCAUCAACGACAUCCGUAUCAUCGGCGUGGUCACUGUCACCGUGCUGCUGGCCAUCUCGCUGGCUGGAAUGGAGUGGGAGUCCAAGGCCCAGGUGCUAUUCUUUCUUGUCAUCAUGGUCUCCUUUGCCAACUAUCUGGUGGGGACACUGAUCCCAGCAUCUGAAGACAAGGCCUCCAAAGGCUUCUACAGCUACCACGGGGACAUUUUUGUUCAGAACUUAGUGCCUGACUGGAGAGGCAUUGAUGGCAGCUUCUUUGGGAUGUUCUCCAUCUUCUUCCCUUCGGCCACGGGCAUUCUGGCAGGAGCCAAUAUCUCCGGGGACCUAAAGGACCCGGCUGUAGCCAUCCCCAAGGGAACACUCAUGGCCAUUUUCUGGACCACCAUCUCCUACCUUGCCAUCUCGGCUACCAUUGGCUCCUGUGUGGUGAGAGAUGCCUCUGGGGACCUGAAUGACACAGUGACUCCAGGCCCAGGCACCUGCGAAGGGCUGGCCUGCGGCUACGGCUGGAACUUCACCGACUGCGCCCAGCGGCACAGCUGCCGCUAUGGCCUCAUUAACUACUACCAGACCAUGAGCAUGGUGUCCGCCUUCGCACCCCUGAUCACAGCCGGUAUCUUUGGGGCCACCCUGUCCUCUGCCUUGGCAUGUCUUGUCUCUGCUGCCAAAGUCUUCCAGUGCCUUUGCCAAGACCAGCUGUACCCACUGAUUGGCUUCUUUGGCAAAGGCUAUGGCAAGAACAAGGAGCCUGUGCGUGGCUACCUGCUGGCGUACAUCAUCGCGGUGGCCUUCAUAAUCAUUGCUGAGCUCAACACCAUUGCCCCCAUCAUAUCCAACUUCUUCCUCUGCUCCUAUGCCCUCAUCAACUUCAGCUGCUUCCACGCCUCCAUCACCAACUCACCAGGAUGGAGACCCUCCUUCCAAUACUACAGCAAGUGGGCAGCGCUGUUCGGGGCAGUGAUCUCAGUGGUCAUCAUGUUCCUGCUUACCUGGUGGGCGGCUCUCAUUGCCAUCGGCGUCGUCCUCUUUCUCCUGCUCUAUGUGAUCUACAAGAAGCCAGAGGUGAACUGGGGCUCCUCGGUGCAGGCUCACUCCUACAACCUCGCCCUGAGCUACAACAUGGGCCUCAAUGAGGUGGAAGACCACAUCAAAAACUACCGCCCCCAGUGCCUGGUGCUCACGGGACCCCCCAACUUCCGCCCGGCGCUGGUGGACUUUGUGAGCACAUUUACCCAGAACCUAAGUCUGAUGAUCUGUGGCCAUGUGCUCAUUGGACCCCGAAAGCAGAGAGUGCCCGAGCUGCAGCACAUGGCCAGUGGGCACACCAAGUGGCUGAACAAGAGGAAGAUCAAAGCCUUCUACUCCGAUGUCAUUGCUGAGGACCUCCGAAGUGGGGUCCAGGCUCUUAUGCAGGCCUCAGGGCUGGGAAGAAUGAAGCCCAACAUUCUGGUGCUUGGAUUCAAGAAAAAUUGGCAGUCUGCUCACCCAGCCACCAUAGAGGACUACAUUGGCAUCCUGCACGAUGCCUUUGACUUCAACUACGGCGUGUGUGUCCUGAGGAUGCGUGAGGGGCUCAACGUCUCCGAGGUGAUGCAGAUGCACAGUGAGUACUCACUACAUCCCAUCAGCCCCUUGUUUGACCCAGCAGAGGAAGGCAGGGAGUCAGUGGCAGCGGCACUAGGCCAUCUCUCUGUGUCUGGCACGGCAGCCCCAGAGGCAUUGGUACAGGAGGAGCAGACAAGCACCAUCUUCCAGUCGGAGCAAGGCAAGAAGACCAUCGACAUCUACUGGCUGUUUGAUGAUGGAGGCCUCACCCUCCUUAUCCCCUAUCUCCUGCACCGCAAGAGGAGAUGGGGCAAAUGCAAGAUCCGGGUGUUUGUUGGUGGCCAGAUCAACAGGAUGGACGAAGAGAGAAAGGCAAUCAUUUCUCUUUUGAGCAAGUUCAGACUGGGAUUUCAUGAAGUUCACAUCCUUCCAGACAUCAAUCAGAAGCCUCGGGCUGAGCACACCAAGAGGUUCGAGGACAUGAUUGCACCCUUCCGCCUGAAUGAUGGUUUCAAGGAUGAGGCCACUGUCGCCGAGAUGAGGAGGGACUGUCCCUGGAAGAUCUCAGAUGAGGAGAUUAACAAGAACAGAAUUAAGUCCCUUCGGCAGGUGAGGCUGAAUGAGAUUCUGCUGGACUACUCUCGGGAUGCUGCGCUGAUCCUCCUCACCUUGCCCAUCGGAAGGAAGGGGAAGUGCCCCAGUUCGCUGUACAUGGCCUGGCUGGAGACCCUGUCCCAGGACCUCAGACCUCCGGUCGUCCUUAUCCGAGGCAACCAGGAAAACGUGCUCACCUUCUACUGCCAGUGACUAAAGCUGAGGGUGUGGGUGGAGUCAGAACUCUCCAGCUGGAG